GGUCUCGGGACCGCCCAGUCCGGCAGUUGCAGCCCUGUGCAGUCACCUGGUCCUGUGGGACGCCGUCCACAGCAUCGAGAAUGGCUCUCUCUCGGUCAACAGGACUGGAGCGCUACUUGCAAGCGCAUGGCGCCGUCCGGAGCCUGUUGGUAGCCGUGGGACUUCAGCUGCGCUCUUCCCGCUCGGCCUUCAACAUGUUCAGAGGACACUGCGCCCUGCUCUUCUACAUGACGCACGGGUACGGCAGCAGCCAGCCGUGCAAGCUCUCCCCGCCGACGCCCGACUGGCUCACCCAGGACGACCUGGAGGCAAUGGAAAAGCUGGCGGACGAGUCGGGCGGCAGGACUGCGACCUGCGUGUCCAUCAACCUGGCGCUGAUGCGCUUCGAGCUGGUGCCGGGGAAGGAAGGAUUCCUCGAGCCCUGCUCCAGAGAGACGUGGGCGGACUACGCCGAGGCGUGCCCCGCCCGGGGCAUCCGGUUCGGGCGGCGGGCCGAGGGCGUCGCCUACACAAGGAGUGCGUCGACAAUGCGCAUCUUUGAGGACGAGGAGGCCGUCAAGGCAAAAGUAUCUCAGCUGCUGGGCGCCCACCCCUCGGGCUGCGUGGUCCUGUUCGCCGUCGACAAGGACGACGAGGCCGCCCGGUGUGCCGCCAGGGGGCCCCUGCCCAGGGUCCGGGCAGCGGCGGAGCUGCUGGGCAGGCCCGCCGGCGAGACCUUCCUUCCGCCCGUGGACGUGAGGGACAAACGGGCACUGGUUUGCGUCGUCACCUCGAACAUGAGCCCGAAGAGCGCGCUCACUCAGCUCUGCACUCACCUGGUGCUGUGGGGGGCCCUCUACCACGCUGAAAGCGGGACGUUCUCGACGCCGGGGGCGAGCGUGAGGGAGUUGCAGCUCGAGCCUGGCUGCCCGAUUCAGCUGCUGCUGGGCGUGCAUCCUUCCAUCCACAAGUUCCUGGACGCCGCCGACGAAAGUGCCCUGACGCAGCUUGUGCGCAACGUGUCCAAGUGGCUCGCAGGACGCCACCUGCAUGGCGUCGCUCUCUUCUCCACCGCCUUUGGAAGCCCCAUCAAGCUCCUACUUCUCAGCACUAAAUUGAGAACGUACUUUGGUGCGGCGUCCACUACAAAUCUUACGGUAGCGGUCGGACUCGAGUACUUCUACGCCGCCGACUCGCUCGAGCUUUUCGGGAGGCAAUGCGAUUUGCUCUUUUACGUGACCCACCGCUACAAAAGCCGGGACCCUUGCACUAUCUCCCAGCCGACGUCGUACUGGCCCAGCCGCGAAGACCUGCUGGCCACGAAAAAGCUCGCGGACGAUUCUCACGGGAAAACUGCAACCUGUAUCUCCAUCAACCUGGCUGUGCUGAGUUUCCAGCUUCUUCCUGCGAAGGACAAGUUCUACGAUGCCUGUUCGAAGGAAGCCUGGACCGACUAUAACCAGACCUGCCAGGUCGCAGGCGAGCCGUCCGGGAGAGAGAGCGGCGUCGCUGUGCGCAAGAGCGCCACGACCAUGCAGGUCUUCGAGGACGAGCAGACGGUCAAGGACAAGGUGUCGCAGUUCUUGAGCAUUCUGCCCACCGGCUGCGUCGUUCUGUUCGCUGCCGACAAGGACGACCUCUCGGGGCGCUGCUCUGCCGGAAAGCCCGCGCCCAGAGUCCAGGCAGUGUCUGAACUGCUCGCCCUCGAGACCAAGUUGAAGCGGGAGCGAUAGAAGAGAACAAUAAACGAACUUGUCACGCUUGUGUUGGAAAGAG
Ixodes scapularis (black-legged tick) is the source of this 1755-nucleotide messenger RNA. RefSeq lists its product as uncharacterized. Bases 81 to 1712 code for a protein of 543 amino acids. The transcript has 14 exons. NCBI's taxonomy places the organism in Eukaryota, Metazoa, Arthropoda, Arachnida, Ixodida, Ixodidae. The record is from RefSeq and is a predicted model, not a curated record.